Messenger RNA from Anoplopoma fimbria (sablefish), 1929 nucleotides. RefSeq names its product cyclin B1 (gene ccnb1). NCBI's taxonomy places the organism in Eukaryota, Metazoa, Chordata, Actinopteri, Perciformes, Anoplopomatidae. Gene Ontology annotation, molecular function: cyclin-dependent protein serine/threonine kinase regulator activity. The record is from RefSeq and is a predicted model, not a curated record. Gene Ontology annotation, biological process: mitotic cell cycle phase transition; regulation of cyclin-dependent protein serine/threonine kinase activity; mitotic metaphase chromosome alignment. Gene Ontology annotation, cellular component: cytoplasm; nucleus; cyclin B1-CDK1 complex.
AACACACGUUUCGAAAUGGCUCUUCGAGUGACCAGAAACCGCUUGGCUUCUACCAGGACUGACCUCGGGGGAACCUGCCAGGUCACCGGGCCCGCAAUGAAGCCCCGAGCAGCGCUGGGAGAAAUCGGAAACAUCCCAGUUAACAAAGAAGUACAGAAAAAGGCUGUCAAGACAGAGGCUGUUAAGAAGACCAAAGUCGCCACCAAAAAAGCAGUUGUUGAACAACCAAAACCAGAAAAUGUUGUUCCUGCUAAACUGGAGCCGGAGCCAGAGGUGCAGGUUCUCCCUGAGCCAGCAUCCCCAACUCCAAUGGAGACCUCUGGCUGUGCGCCUGCUGACCUCUGCCAAGCAUUUUCUGAUGUCAUGCUUCACAGCGCUGUCAGGGAUGUGGAUGCAGAGGACUAUGACAACCCCAUGCUCUGCAGCGAAUAUGUAAAAGAAAUCUACAAGUACCUCAGACAGCUAGAGGUUGAGCAGAACGUCAGACUCUCUUAUCUGCAGGGACAGGAGGUUACUGGUAACAUGCGGGCGAUUCUCAUUGACUGGCUAGUGCAAGUGAGCCUAAAGUUCCGUCUUCUGCAAGAGACGAUGUACAUGACUGUGGGAAUCAUUGACCGCUUUCUACAGGAGCACCCAGUCCCCAAAAAGCAGCUUCAGCUGGUCGGCGUUACUGCCAUGUUCCUUGCUUCCAAAUACGAGGAGAUGUAUCCCCCAGAGAUCUCAGACUUUGCCUACGUGACGGACAGGGCUUACACCACAGCCCAGAUCAGAGACAUGGAGAUGACUAUUCUUCGGGUGCUCAAUUUCCAACUGGGCCGCCCUCUUCCCCUGCAGUUCCUGAGAAGGGCUUCAAAGAUUUACGAGGUAACUGCUGAGCAACACACCCUGGCCAAAUACCUCCUGGAGCUCACCAUGGUUGACUAUGAGAUGGUUCACUUCCCGCCUUCCAUGUUGGCAUGUGCCUCUUUGGCUCUUACCCUCAAGAUCUUGGAUGCUGGAGAAUGGGAUGUGACACUGCAGCACUACAUGGACUACACGGCAGAGAGUUUGAUUCCUGUGAUGGCACACAUUGCCAAGAAUGUUGUGAAGGUGAACGAAGGGCUGACCAAACACAUGGCCAUUAAAGGAAAGUACUCGACUUCGAAGCAGAUGAGGAUUGCCACCAUCUCGCAGCUCAAGUCGUCAGUGGUGAAAGAUCUGGCAACGCAGCUCACCCAGUGAGAUGCCAAUGUGUUUGGCACCAUGUGCUGAUUUGUACAGUUGUAACUUAAACUUUUUUUUAAUGUGACUGAAGGGGCUGCACACCAAGGACAAUGUCAGUGGUUUGUGGGAUAACUAACUGAAUAUCAUGUAUGCUUUUUUUUACUGAUCCUUUUUGAAAGCAUGCCACAAGUUUUUAACUUUUGGUUUUCAAUCUGAAAGCUGGGCCUUUAUAAUGGAUAGCCCACAUACAAUGGCAGUUUAGUCUUGGGAAAUGACUUGCUCUGCAGUGAACCAUGUCACCUUAUAUACCAAACAUGAGAUUCAGUUGGCAACAGACAACUCCAAUGCAACACCGUUCAUUAAUGCACUACUUGCCAACUGAAACCUCAGCUGCAUGUCCUUGAGCAUAUAUUUAUAUUCCACACUUGAAUGUACUUGCUCUAUAAUUUUACAAAGUCCCAAAUUUAUAUCACUGACAAGCUAUUUUUAUUGCUUAGAAACUGCUGCCAAGUGGAUGCAAAUUUAAAACUUGUGACAUGAUCUAAAAUGGUCACCAAUAUAGGGGCCAGUGUAUGGGUGUGGCUUUUUUUUUAUAAUGGGAUUGUUUUCUUAAUCCAUGUAAAAUGUACAGCAAUGCUUUUAUGGUUUUACAUUCUUAAAUGUCUUGUUCCUAAAGCCUCUAUUAAAUGGUUCUAACCAGAUGUAUGCAGCCAUGUCAUUAAUGUU